UAAAACUAGCUCUGCUGGCAACACUGCUUCAAUAGACCGCUAGCCGAACGUCAAUUUGCUUGCUUCAGCAAAUUUCAAUACAAUGCAUUCCACCAAAGCGCCGGUAGAUUGUUGUUAGCGGUGGCGACUGAGUUUGUAUUCGAAGUGUUAAAAAAGCAGUGAAAAAUGGAUACGAACGGAACUGUGCGCAUCAAAUUAGAAUCCUCAGCGGACAGCAGUUUGCUUUGCGAUGUAACGAACAGUUGCAUCGAUGAGAUGGUGCAAGAAAUGCAACAACAGGACCGAGAAAAACAGAUACCAGUUUGCACACAGGCAACCGUUAGUGAGCUGCAGAUGCGGCAGGAUGACCACGAUGAAAACGCAUUCUACAACAUACACAGCGUGUUACCGAGGACGUUAAAAAUGCGCACGGGAGAAUCGGCAAUUGUGCUCGAACCCAAACUAGCGAGCCGUUUGUACGUUGCAUCUAACCUCCAGUACGAUCGAACGAUGAUGAACCGAGCGGACGUGUGGCAUCAGGUGAUUGUCCACCACGAGAACAGCUGCUCAAAGGCGAAGAUACUGGAAGCACUGUUUACCAAGUUUUCGUACUGCGAUUUCUUCCCGGUGGCAUAUCGGCGUCACAUAAACGUAGACUUCUUUCUGCUGCGUAUGUGCAACCAGGUCCUGGUGAAGUUGUUUGAGGAUGGGUUGAAGCUAAAGCUAGGACAGACAGAUCUUGCGAUAAGCGUACGUCUCGGAGCGGCUCGAUUCCAAAUCGGACAGAUAUUCCCGAGGCAAACCAUAACGAAGGCGGUGCAAGAACGGUGUGACAAUGCGGCUCAGUACGGCAGCAAUACUUUGCUGAAUUUGGACAGCUUUGCCGAGCAUGUUUGUUUGCAGGAGCUGUGCAUUAAUCUCGGCAAUCGGGCACAGUUUGAGGUCGUCUGUUCGGCUAUCGUGCAGGUUAUGAGUGAUAACAGUUGCAUCAACACGUUGCGCCUGUCGAACAACGGCAUCAGCCAUAUAUCGGUGCUGGCCAGUGCGAAGAGUUUGCGGCUCGUAAGCCUGGAUUUGCGUGGCAAUCGAAUUAAGCAUCCGAGCUCACUGAGAGGGCUUAAAGAGAUGCCACUGAUGGAGCUGUUCGUGGCGGGCAACAAUUUAACCGAGGUGCCCGAUUACGAGAAGGUUCUUCACAGCACGUUUCCUGAUUUGCUGAAGCUGGACACCAGUCUAACAACUGCGGCUGUGACAAAAAUAUCGCGUGUUGUUGAGGAAGAGGAUGAAGAGGAAGUGGAAAUGACUUCCCCCGGAACGUUAAUUACGGAGGCGGACAUGAAUCCGACCGCUUUUCAGAAGUACAACAUGACGCCCCACUGGCAUAAGGUGACGGUGCAACAUAACGGGGUGUGCAACAAGCAGGACAUUUUGGAUGCACUGUUCAAUCUGCUAGGCAAGCACAAGUUUUUCCCCUGCUACUACAAAACCUACUCGAAGGAGGAUGAAUUUCUGGUCCAAAAUUGUUUCGAUGCGCUGCUGGUGUUGGUGAGACAAAAGCUAAAGCUGCCGAUGCCCGCCAAUAACAUUGUGCUGAGGGUAACGCUCGCGAUGAACGUUGCCGAAGCGGGCGAAAAGGAUGUACAGCCGUUGAAAAAGUUAGAACGGUUCGUUAUUAAACGGUCCAAACGGAACUGUCUCGAUCUCUCCUCCAUGCAGACGGAGCUGAACAAGUGCAAAUUUGUAGACUUUUGUGCGAAAAGUCCGUGCACGCUCCGGUACAUUAUGGAGUGUGCUGCCCGGAAGUACGGUAAUACGUGUUUGGUGUUGCGGUUGCGUGAUAACGAGCUAAAGAACUGCGGGGCACUAGAAAGUCUCGCAAAGUUUUACAGUCUGGUAUCGCUGGAUCUGCGCUACAAUAUGAUUUCGAACAUCUCCGAUCUGAAAGGCAUUCCCUGGAAUAACAUUAGCGAGGUGUUUUUGGAUCAUAAUCCCCUGUGCGGAACGAUGCACUCAAGUGUGGAGUACGUGCGGAAGGUUAGGCAGUUUUUUGGCACGCUGAAGCAACUCGACGGAAAGCCGCUGUUGGGAAAUUUCGCCCACUGUCAGAACUACAUCUGUGCGCCGGAAGCGUACAAGUUGGUCGAGUCGUUCGUGAAGCAUUACUUUUCGCUGUUCGAUUCCUUCCAGCGCGCUGACCUGCAGGAACUGUACCAUACGAAUGCACAGUUUUCCAUGACGUGUGAUUUUGAUUUGGACGUGGCACUGAUCACGGAGGAGCAGAUGAAUUCGCAACAGUUGCGACAGGCUAGCUACAUCCAGCAUAGUCGUAAUUUGUUAAAGUUUAGGGGCAAUCUCGAUCGUGCAAUGUCGAUGCUGAUCGUUGGCAACGAGCGUAUCUGUUACGUGUUGACAUCCUUUCCGAAGACGGAUUUUGAUUACUACUCGUUCCGUAUCGAUGUGCCGUUGUUCACGCCGGAACGCAUCAUGAUCAUCGUGCACGGCCGCAUGAGGGAGGAUGAAGCGGCCAACCUGGAACAGAAUCACUACCUCGGCUUUACGCGCACGUGGAUAAUUCAACCGUGCGGUAUGGGCAAGAAUCUGUUUCACGAGGCGCUGGAAUACAAAAUUACCAACGAUAUGUUGCAUAUGUACGACAUGACAGUUACCGGUAAUGAAGCUUUCGGUCAGUCUAGCGACCAAAACCAAUCCGUAACAGAGGCGGAGUGUUCGAUGGAUUCUGCUCCUAGCAAUACCGAUGACCGAGAGAAUGCGUUGAUCGUUUUCCGGCAACUGACGAAAUUGAAUCAGGAAUGGUCGAAACGAUGUCUGGAAGAAUCGUCCUGGAAUCUGAAGCUGGCAUUAAAUGUAUUUUUGAAGCUGUACGAAUCAAAGCGAAUUCCAAAGAUUGCCUUCGAGGGUGACAAUCUGUAGCAAAUGGAUGUGAUAGAAACAUGUACAAAAAACGGGCUUAGAAUAUUGUGUUGCAGUUGUGAAGGAUAGUGGAGAGUAAGGAAAGCAUGGUUUAAAUUAUCAUGCACGAUUAGCACGAGUUUAUCUCUUGUUCGUCACCGAUAGGAUGUAUGUUUAUAUGUAAAUUGAGUUGCAGCGGUUAAUAGUUUCUGUUGUUGAAUGAAUUAAUGAAUUGAAUGCACCAAAGCGUUACACGCAGAAUAAAGACAAGAAUUCAGAUGGAA
This is a messenger RNA of Anopheles funestus (African malaria mosquito), 3173 nucleotides long. RefSeq names its product nuclear RNA export factor 2 (gene nxf2). The record is from RefSeq and is a predicted model, not a curated record. The transcript has 4 exons. Gene Ontology annotation, molecular function: protein binding; RNA binding. Gene Ontology annotation, cellular component: nucleus. The coding region runs from base 166 to 2910 and encodes 914 amino acids. Gene Ontology annotation, biological process: poly(A)+ mRNA export from nucleus. NCBI's taxonomy places the organism in Eukaryota, Metazoa, Arthropoda, Insecta, Diptera, Culicidae.